CUGCCAACAGCUUUUCCAGUCCCAAUUUUCAUGAAGAUAACUGGAACAUUAGAAAUAUACUUUGGCUGUAACUAUUGUUGCUGAGGAUGCAAAGGAAAAGGCUGAGCAACCAGUAUUGCAGAAAUUUGAAAGAAGUGGAAAAUCAAGUAAGGUAAACCUAGAACUAAAAGAAAUUGUAUGUGUCAUCCAGAGUCAAAGUAAUUCUUUUCAUUCCAAGAGAGCAGAAGACCUAAAGCAAAAUAUUUUAAAUCAGGCUGCAGAUCUUGGAAAGGAAUUACCUAGAGUUCUACUUAUUCAUCAGAUGGACAGGCAUGAAGGUGCAUGGACCAUACUCCCAUUAAUACCAGACUUCUCUGCUACCUAUGGUAGAAACUCCUCAUGGAUUUUCUUCUGUGAAGAAGACACACGAAUACAAAUUUUAAAGCUACUGGAAACACUUGGAAGAUUUGACAAGUCGAAGGAAUGGUUUUUAGGAAAAGCAUUGUAUGAUGAAGAAUCUACAAUAAUUCACCAUUAUGCCUUUGCUGAAAAUCCUACAGUCUUUAAAUUUCCAGAUUUUGCUGCUGGCUGGGCCCUCAGCCUUCCACUUGUAAACAAGCUUGCAAAGAAGCUGAAAAGUGAACCACUCAAGUCAGACUUUACAAUAGAUUUAAAACAUGAGAUUGCACUAUAUAUUUGGCACAAAGGCAAUGGACCACAUCUUACUACAGUGCCUGAGUUUUGUACAGAUAAUGUGGACUCAUUUAAGGCAGGUCAUUGUGCCACAAUGUUCAAUAUUUUCCUACCACUUUGUGGUGAUCCAGUGAAGGAGGAGGAUGUAUUUGUUGCGGUAAAAACUUGUCAGAAAUUUCAUGGAGACAGAAUACCUAUUGUAAAGCAGACCUGGGAAAAUGAGGCUGCCCUUAUUGAAUACUAUAGUGAUUAUGCAGAAACCUCCAUUCCUACGGUAGAUUUAGGAGUACCAAAUACUGACAGAGGUCAUUGUGGAAAAACCUUUGCCAUUUUGGAAAGAUUUUUUAAUCAUAGCUCUUCCAAAACACCAUGGUUAGUUAUAGUGGAUGAUGACACAUUAAUAAGCAUCUCUAGGCUUCGGAAACUGCUCAGCUGCUAUGACCCAAAUGAACCGGUUUUUCUUGGAGAACGUUAUGGCUAUGGAUUGGGAACAGGAGGGUAUAGUUAUAUCACUGGUGGAGGAGGGAUGGUUUUCAGCAGAACAGCAGUCCAGAAACUACUUGCUAGUAAAUGCCGAUGCUACAGCACUGAUGCUCCUGAUGAUAUGGUCCUUGGAAUGUGUUUCAGUGGUUUAGGAAUCCCCAUAACACACAGUCCACUCUUUCAUCAGGCACGGCCAAUGGACUAUCCAAAGGACUAUCUUUCUCACCAAAUUCCAAUAUCUUUUCACAAACACUGGAACAUUGAUCCAGUGAAGGUGUAUUUUACAUGGCUUGCACCAGAUACAGAAGAUUCCCUUAAUGGAAAGAAACACAGACAUCCUAAGGAAGAUUUAUAAUCUGCAGAAGAAUUUAAAUAUUAACAUACUGCAACUUUGGGAUGGGGAGAAACUACUGCAGUUUUGUUGUUGUGUUGUAUUUGUAUCGUCUGUCUGUUCCUUGCCUAGAACAAAACUAAUGUUUCAAUCCAAAUAGAGAUUGAUGUAUAUGUAGAUGCGUGUUGCACUUGUUAGAAAAAUAAGUAAUCAGCUUGAUUUUUUUUCCCAUUUGUGGGAUUUGAGGGGUUCUUUUUGGAAAUCUCUUAGGGAUUUUGAGUUUUGUAACCAUUUUUAUUCCACUGAAUUUAACCUUUACUUAGAGGUCAAGUCCAGUAUUUUACCUGUUUUGUUUUGCGUUUUUCAGACACCGGCAAUUCAUGUUUCUGUUUUUCCUCACUGUCUAAUAGUAGCCUAAAUUCCACACUUUGGGAUCUGAUCCUAAAAAGUACUGACACUUCUAGCUCCUGCUGGCUUCAACAGAACUGAAGGGUUCCAGGAACCCCUUUGCAUGAGCUCCUCUUGAACAAGAACAAGGCUAACAAAUGUUUGAAUGAUUAUGGGUAUGGAGGGAAGACUCUAAAUACUGUACUUGAUAUUGUUUUUAAGUAAAGACCUUGUACAUUCAUGGGCUAAAUGAGGAUCUUUUUCUGAGUUCUAACGCCUGUUGUAACUUUAACAGUUUAGCAUUUAUAAAGAAAUACCAUAUAGGGAAUCCAAAGUAAAUGAAGAUUAGGGGUUCUUAAACUAGUCACAAGGUGUCACUAUUACACCUUUGAAAACCUAGUGAUCAUAUAUCUAUUUGGCAGUUAUAAAAGUUUGACUUAAGGAAUUUUGAAAAACUGAUGUUUUCGAUAUUUCUAAUGUGUUCAUCGCUGUGCUGUGUAGGUACCAAGCUAAAAUACUUUGCAAUAUCCCUAAUUUAUAUCACCAACAGUAUAAGUAGUACAAAAUAAAUCUAAGCAAAUUUUUAUGCAUAGUAACAUGUAAAGAAUUAUGCCUAUUUGAUUUUUUUUAUUAUUUUCUAUAUGUAAUUCAGUUUUAUAAAGGUAUUUGUAUAAAAUCUGGCUUUAGUAUGUUAAAACUAAUUUUUCUACAUUAACUCUCUUCCCUUUAAGACCACAGUAUAUGGUGCUUAUAUGCUUUCUCUAACUCUGCUUGCUUAUAUUGUGACCAAAUACAGGGUCUUAAAGCCAUAUUGCUGAAGUUGUUUAUUUGUACAUGUUUAAACUAUCUUUCUGUAGUUCAUCACUUGAUUGAGUUCCAAAGUCAUGCAAUACUUACUCCAAGUCUAAUGGGGAAGCAACUGGUUACUAUUUCAGUAAUUAUGAAAGUAUGCACAUUUUUGUGAAUGUAGCUUGUGGAUUUUUAAGCAUAUACAUAGUGAGUACAUAUUCAUAAUGGAUUAAAAUAAUGUUUAAACAGGAGUAAUCCACAGUAUGUAUUUCUUCUUCCUUCCCACUUUCAGUGCCUUAAACAGUAGACAUUUCUACUGAUACCGGAGCUACAUUUCUGGUACCAUGGAUGUAUUGUUAAUUAUGUUUACUGUUUAGAACUGUGUGAACCUAAAUCUGAAUAAAA
This is a messenger RNA of Alligator sinensis (Chinese alligator), 3067 nucleotides long. RefSeq names its product beta 3-glucosyltransferase (gene B3GLCT). The record is from RefSeq and is a predicted model, not a curated record. The transcript has 15 exons. The coding region runs from base 302 to 1510 and encodes 402 amino acids. Gene Ontology annotation, molecular function: acetylglucosaminyltransferase activity. Gene Ontology annotation, cellular component: membrane. Lineage: Eukaryota; Metazoa; Chordata; Crocodylia; Alligatoridae.